CAUUUUUUAAACUGGUAUUCCAAUCAAAAAUCAUCUAACACAAUGUUCGACGGAUUGAGUAAAAAUCCCCAAUGACGCAAGCUUAACGUAAGCAUUUGGUCUCGAAUACAACAGAUGGCGCCAUUGCUAAUUCAUGAAUGGCAAUAUCCUGAAUGGCUGAAAUGUCAUUCAAGAAAUAACCUAUCACGAGGAGAAACGUUUAGGUUUCAGACGCUUGCCUGCAUCGAUUUGCAACCCUUUGCCUUGAGCACACAGCACGGAUUAAUGCCCGGUAAAUGGAUAAAGAGAAGAUGCCCGAAGUGUAAGUGGUUCUGUAUGUAUAUUCUGCGGUUUCCGUGGUUUCAACAUGAAUUUUGGUUGUGCACUUCGGGCGGUAGGUGGCAAACGAAUUCAACAAAUAACAGCGGGUCUGUUGCUGGAAGCAAUUUGCAGAACGAUUCCAAGGUGAUCGUAGCAUCAACGUCCAACCCUAAUUCUUCAGCAACCGCAGCAGUCACUGGUGCAACCGUUGUGACUUCACCAUCUAGCACUCCCACCCAAGCCACCUACUAUCUUAUAUACCACAAUGGAUUUCAACUAAGUAUUCCACCGAAUACAGUGCCACCACCAUUUACACCUGCGCAUUUUACCAGUACGACCAACUCUGGCACAUCCCCUUCGUCGGGACAAGUUACGCAGUCUGCAAUUGGCGGAGCUUAUAGUUUGCUUGCGAACACAUCAAUAACUGCUGUGUUGUUCUUGUACCUACAGCGGCAGGAAAUGCUUAAACAGCAACAACAACGAAGAAGGCGGCAACGAAUAAGUGAUGGGGUGAGUGCGUUUGAGGUAUCUGAAUAAAAUUAAGGACAGGAUUGCAGUGGAGCGCUGAAGAGAGCGACGAGCAAAACGUACUUUCAACUAAAAUGCUAAUAUACAUACCUAAGCACACAUGCAU
Molecule: messenger RNA, 934 nt
Organism: Rhagoletis pomonella (apple maggot)
Lineage: Eukaryota; Metazoa; Arthropoda; Insecta; Diptera; Tephritidae
Exons: 4
Coding region: 115-837 (240 amino acids)
Source: RefSeq, a predicted model, not a curated record